AUGAGUGAUAUUGCAAUCGUUGGAUACUCGUUCAAGCUCCCGCAAGGUGUUGAGGAUGAUGAUGCGUUCUGGGAUGUUCUCGAGAACCGACGAAACUUGAUGACGGACUGGCCUGAAAGUCGUGUCAAGACAGAUUCAUUUACCAGAGGGCAUUUCAUCAACGAUGAUGUCGCCGCCAUCGACGCCCCCUUCUUCUCACUCACGGCGAAAGAAGCUUCGGCGAGAGAUCCGAUGCAGCGCUGGACGCUGGAAACUACUUACCACGCUUUCGAGAAUGGUGAGAUAUCUGAAAGUCAUCCAAAAUGCAGGAGUACUUACUCUGUAACUGGAAGCACUGUCUCCGGUAUUAUUCCCAACCGUGUCAGCUGGUACUUUGGCCUUCGUGGGCCAAGUAUUCACGUCAAUACUGCCUGCUCUAGUAGCUUGUCGGCUGUCGAUAUGGCCUGCAAAGCUCUGAAGAGCGGUGAUGCUUCAUGUGCUGUCGCGACGGGCGCAAACCUUCUUCUUGACCCAAGCAUCUUUCAGGUUCUGGCUAACCAAGGAUUUCUCUCGCCUGAUGGCGUUUGCUACAGCUUUGAUGAGAGGGUUAACGGCUAUGCACGUGGCGAGGGAGUUAUUGCCGUUGUUCUCAAGCCUGUACAAGCUGCGAUUGAGAAUGGUGAUAUGAUUCGAGGCGUGAUCCGAUCGAUUGGCUCAAACCAGGAUGGCCACACGCCGAUUCUCACUCAGCCUAGCUCGCAAUCUCAGGAGGACCUCAUACGUCAUGUUUAUACGCAAGCUGGUUUGUCGAUGAGCGAAACUCGAUACGUUGAAGCUCAUGGCACUGGUACGCCUGUUGGCGAUCCAAUUAAGGUUAAAGCCAUCAGGCGGUGCUUCCAAAUGCACCGUUCUCCUUCGAAACCACUUUAUGUGUAUGUUGUCUCUUUAUCUGGUGACAAAACGCUGAUUAACGACCUGGGCAGCGGCCAAAUCCUGAAAUGA
Messenger RNA from Fusarium oxysporum Fo47, 981 nucleotides. Its product is annotated as polyketide synthase. The record is from RefSeq and is a predicted model, not a curated record. The coding region runs from base 1 to 981 and encodes 326 amino acids. The transcript is spliced from 5 exons. Gene Ontology annotation, biological process: fatty acid biosynthetic process; secondary metabolite biosynthetic process. Gene Ontology annotation, molecular function: 3-oxoacyl-[acyl-carrier-protein] synthase activity; fatty acid synthase activity. NCBI's taxonomy places the organism in Eukaryota, Fungi, Ascomycota, Sordariomycetes, Hypocreales, Nectriaceae.